Sclerotinia sclerotiorum 1980 UF-70 is the source of this 1029-nucleotide messenger RNA. RefSeq lists its product with no specific name. NCBI's taxonomy places the organism in Eukaryota, Fungi, Ascomycota, Leotiomycetes, Helotiales, Sclerotiniaceae. Bases 1 to 1029 code for a protein of 342 amino acids. The record is from RefSeq and is a predicted model, not a curated record. The transcript is spliced from 4 exons.
AUGUAUUUCUCGAAGUCUGUUAUCGCUGCCAUUAUGGCCUUCACCUUAGUACAAGGUACUUCAAUUCAACCUCGCUGUGAUGAAUGCGGCGGUAAAGGCAAAUUAAAUAGCGACGAACGAACCGUCUACGUGGGGCCCCCUGGUGACGCCAAAAGGGUUUUCAUUUUUCCCUCCCACGAAGCUUGUACGCAGGGUAAGCUCGAUAAACGUUUCCAUAGACUCGUAAUCCCUGAAUAUAUGCUCGAGGAUCGAUGCAAGCCUAUCAAGGAGUUCUGUAGAAAAUGCCCUACAAAUGAGAAAUUUCAACCUGGAGGAGCCUUAUUUGGCAAGAACCCUCAUACAAUGAUGGGAGAGGAAAUUGUUCGCGCCUGCGGAGAUCAUUGUGGAAUCACCUACCCUGAAGAUGAUGGAAAUAUUAACGUCGAAGGGGCAAAGGAGGUUGCGGAAAAGACAGCAGGAGAGAACACAGUUGAGGAGGAGCCUUUCGAGCAGAAGCCAGCUGAGGGUAAGAGGCAGCUGAAGAGGAAGAAGCAGGCGAAGAAGAGGAAUCAGAUGAAGAAGAGGAGUUUGUUGGAGAAGAAGAGCCUGUUAAAGAAGAGGAGUCAGCUGAACAGGAUCCUGUUGGGGAAGAGGACUCGAUUCAAGAGGAGCCUGUUCCAGAAGCCUGUUCCAGAGGAGCCUGUUCAAGAAGAACCAGCCCAAGAGGAAUCAGCACUAGUACAAGAAGAACCUGUUCUAGAGCAGCCUGUUCAAGAAGAACCAGCCCAAGAGGAACCAGCAACAGUCCAAGAAGAACCUGCUCAACAGGAGCCAGUCGAGAAUGUCCUUAAACAAAACCACAGUGACGCAGAUGUUAGUGAGGGAGAGCAGAAAGGUGCCUGCUCCGCCGAAGGAAUGUUCAACUGUAUUUCCGGAUCCUCCUUCCAGCAAUGUGCCAGUGGCAGCUGGAGUGUCGUACAAAACCUAGCUCCCGGAACCGUUUGUACCAGUGGCCAAUCAUACGGUUUGGGCAUGAGGGCAGCGGCUUAA